Molecule: messenger RNA, 780 nt
Organism: Tachyglossus aculeatus (Australian echidna)
Lineage: Eukaryota; Metazoa; Chordata; Mammalia; Monotremata; Tachyglossidae
Product: keratin-associated protein 5-1-like
Exons: 2
Coding region: 1-780 (259 amino acids)
Source: RefSeq, a predicted model, not a curated record
AUGGGCUGCUCUGGAGGUUCUGGGGGUUGCGCUUCUGGCUGCGGGGGCUGCAGCGGCUGCGGAGGCUGCGGUGGAGGCUGUGGAUCUGGCUGCUGCGUGCCCGUGUGCUGCACGACCUGCUGUAAGCCAGUGUGCUGCAGCUCCGGUUGCGGCAAAGGAGGUUGUGGUUCUUGCGGAGGCUGUGGCUCCUGUGGGGGCUGUGGAUCCUGUGGAGGCUGUAAAGGCGGUUGUGGCUCUUGUGGAGGUUCCAAAGGAGGCUGCAAAGGCGGUUGUGGCUCCUGUGGAGGCUCCAAAGGAGGCUGUAAAGGUGGUUGUGACUCCUGCUGUAAAGGCAGUUGUGGCUCCUGUGGAGGCUCCAAAGGAGGCUGUGGAUCUUGUGGAGGUGGCAAAGGAGGCUGUGGCUCAUGUGGAGGCAAAGGAGGCUGUGGCUCAUGUGGAGGCUGUGGUUCCUGCUCCCAGUCCUGCUGCUGUGUGCCCUGCUGUUCCCAGACCAGCUGUUGCAUGCCCUGCUGUGCUCCCUCCUGCUGCCCGCCCAGCUGCUGCGUGCCCUGCUGCUGCCAGGACAGCUGCUGUAAGCCCCCCUGCUGCCAGUCCUGCUGCUGUGUGCCCUGCUGUGCCCCCUCCUGCUGUCAGACUAGCUGCUGCGUGCCCUGCUGCUGCCAGGCCAGCUGCUGUAAGCCCCCCUGCUGCCAGUCUGACUGCUGUGCGCCCUGCUGUAAGCCCCCCUGCUGUGCCAAGGCCAGCUGCGGUCCCCCAGUCUGCUGCCAGUGUAAGAUCUAA